Molecule: messenger RNA, 6530 nt
Organism: Pristis pectinata (smalltooth sawfish)
Lineage: Eukaryota; Metazoa; Chordata; Chondrichthyes; Rhinopristiformes; Pristidae
Product: transcription factor MafG
Exons: 3
Coding region: 197-685 (162 amino acids)
Biological process (GO): regulation of transcription by RNA polymerase II; regulation of epidermal cell differentiation
Cellular component (GO): nucleus
Molecular function (GO): RNA polymerase II cis-regulatory region sequence-specific DNA binding; DNA-binding transcription factor activity, RNA polymerase II-specific
Source: RefSeq, a predicted model, not a curated record
GAAUGAAGCCACAUGACAAAACAUCAUCUGACGUCUGGCCUCGGCACAAGCGCAAACAACGAGUGGGGGGAAAUUCCUUCAAUUGCAAAAGGGGGAAAAACAGGCCCUUUGGCUGUUCAGGUCCGCUUCAAACCCACGUCGAAGGGUCGGGGAGCUUCUCAGGAGUCGGUUUGCGUGAUUGAAAGUGUGCCGUGGUAUGACGACUACUAACAAGGGAAACAAGGCCUUAAAGGUGAAGCGGGAGCCGGGUGAAAAUGGAGCCAGUCUCACAGAUCAGGAGCUUGUCUCGAUGUCUGUUCGAGAGCUGAACCAACAUCUGAGAGGUCUAACCAAAGAGGAGAUCAUCCGGCUGAAGCAACGUCGCAGAACACUCAAAAACCGUGGCUACGCAGCCAGCUGCCGUGUCAAGAGGGUGACUCAGAAAGAGGAAUUGGAGAAGCAGAAAGCCGAACUUCAGCAAGAGGUAGAGAAGCUGGCGUCUGAGAAUGCCAGCAUGAAAUUGGAGCUAGAUGCCCUGCGAUCCAAGUAUGAGGCCUUGCAGAGUUUCGCCAGGACCGUGGCCAGAGGACCCGUCAUGCCAGUUAGAGGUCCCAUCACCUCUGCCAUUGGCCCCAUUAUGCCAGGCAAAGUGGCUACCACAAGUGUCAUCACAAUAGUCAAAUCUAAAACUGAUGCAAGAUCUUAGUACAUAAUGCUCUAGACAUAGGCCAGAGCCAAACUAGUCUGUAGUAAAACUGGUUAAUUCAUGGAGUUAAACACAAGGUUUUUUUUCUAAAUGCUUCCCCCACCCCCUGCCAAAACAAUAAUUUGAACUGUAUUUUUCCACAGGAGUACACAGGUUAGUGGCAACUUGGUGAAUAAGCAAAGCAGUCAUUAAAACAGCCCACCUCGAUCAUCAUAGCAAACAAAACUUUUGGCUUGGCAGUGUAAUGUUGAGGGCUUUAUUUUGCACAUAUCUGCACAGGCCUCCAGUUUUAACUGAACAGCAUGAGAACAAUUAAUAGAAUUAGAACUCUAUUGCUGUACCAAAAUAAAUGCUGUACAUUUCUUUGCUUGAAUAAUUGGAGAGCUUCAUUUACUUUGAAUGUCUUGCCACUUGACAAAAAUUUCAUAUAGGUCAACACCACAGAUUCAUUGAUUUUUUUUCAUCACCGUAAUUUGAGCAAACUUUGCAAAACAAAAACCUUUCUUGGUGCAUUUAAAUGAAGUGGCCUCAUGAUAUAUUUAAACAAAUCCCAAAGUUGUAUAGUGCAGUAAUAGUUGAACCAAUUAGAUUGUGACAGUCUGUUAGUCCAGUGGGACGUGUAUUUAUUGGUGGUUUUAUUUCGCAUCGAAACCUUGUGGCUAAUUUUGUGCAUUGACCAGUCAACAGCUUCUCAUAUUCAUGCACAUCUGAACACGGUGUACCGUAUCACCAUGGAGUAAGGUAGUUCAAAUGACCUGUUCAUAUGGUUAAGUAUUCCUUUCUAUUCAUAUGUUACCAUUUUUAUCUUGACAAAUUUAUAUCAUAAAUUAGAACUUUGGAUUUUAAUUUAUAUUUUAAAGAAAAACUAUUGUAAUAUGAUGCACAGUAUUUAAAAAUCCUGAAGUGGGAGGAGGCAGAAUUGUAAUGUCCUUUUGUAACUCUAUAAGCUCCUCCAGCAACCUUGCAUCUCCCUGCCACAAUCCAGAGAAAGCAGUAAAACGGUCAUCUGUACAAUGAGUCCUUCAAUCAUUUCAAGAGUACAGUUUCAUAAGGAACUCUGUUGCUUUACAUACUUCAGACAGCUUUUGGUAACUUUAGUCUUUUAAUUUAAGUUAUUAAAUCACCAAUGUACAGUUGAUGACCAUCUUGGAGGCAGAAGUUGAACGUCUGGUAAAGUUUGCAGUUUUAAGGAAUUGCUGAUUUCCACAAGAAAAUGCUUAGUUGUCCAACUGUUGAAUGUGUGUACACUGUGUGGAAUUUACAGCAAGUGGAUGGACAGUUUACCAGCAGUUUUAAGUGACCUCAUUUGCUUGUCCCAGCCCCAUUGUCAUAGUACUGGAGUGUUUUAUUUUGCCUCCUAAAACAAGUGACUUUAGCUGAAGUGGUAAUAGUAAAGCAGUAAUCCAAGCACCAGAAAGGAAAACACUAUUACCUGUCCUUUAGCACUUAAGGUUUUGUCCUCUCUGACUUGUGACUCAUUGUUUGUUCCUGCUGACUAGAAUUAGUUGCUGCUCUGCCUUCCACCCCAUUCCUCUUGAAAAUGACUGCUGCAUUGAACCUUUUGCUGAAACUGCUUUUAAAGAGCAAGUGUGAGUAGAAGGGACUGAUUAACCAUAUGAAUGAAAAUUUAUUCAGAGAAUCUUUGAUAGUAAAAGUUCCUCUUUAGUGUAUGUAUACAAAGUAUCUUUGUCAACAUGUAAGGGUAUUCGAGUUUAAUUUUUAUAAGUACACAGAUUAUCAUACAAUAUUUAUAUACAAAAAAUUCACAAAAAAAUUGUUUAAUAGCUUUUACAGAUGUUUCUAGAGUGGCUUAUUGAAAUCAAUAGCUUUCUAGUGAAGCAGCGUGUUAAGUGAAUUCGGGGUGAUGUAUCUGUGAUGUGUUAAUAUGCAAGUUAGUGUUAUUUUACAGUUUAGUUCUGUAUUUAUUUGUGUGUGAGCACAAUGGGGUUUAUGUUGUGUGUAUUUUUUUUUCUGUAUUUCCUCCACUUCACUUGCUGCACAUGUGAAUUUACAAAAGAAUGCAACCAACUUUAAGGGUGUGUGUGAACCUCAAGUUUGGUUCGAUCAGCAAUCUUGGCUUCCGAAAUAUUCUUUGCCCCAUUUUAAACCAAUCAGAAAUACCAAACUACAGCACAACAUCUAUUGUUAACCAUUUAGAAACCUGAAUUCAUUCUGCAGUUUUCUUUAAAAUGUGAGGGUAAAUUUGUGAUGAACCUUGAAUUCUCUGAGAGCUUUUUGUUGGCUUGUACACUGCGGUGGUCUCCAAAAGGUACCCCCUUUGUUGUAUCUUCUGAACUUUGCAUUAAUUUGUACAUACUUACUUACUACCAACACAAACUAAAGGAUUUCUUCUUUGGUUGUAGUGAAGUAGAAUGUAUAUUACAAAGAUUUGGAAAUGCAAAAUAUAUUCAGUGUCUCAUGUAAUUUUAUGUUGAUUGUGUGAUCAAAGGUGCUGUUCAAUUGUUGAGCUGUUAUUGAAGUUGCUCAGUGUUUGUUGUUGAAUGGCUAACCUAAUGUUUGAUCUGAAAUACAAAUCUAUUUGGCUAAACUGCAUAUAUGACUUUGGUUUCUCGCACACCUCUAUCUAAUUGUGAUAUUGUAAUUGUAAAAUUGCUGUUCUACACAAUAGUUUCAGUAUGGGAAAAAAAAUUAUUUUUAAUUGUCAAGAACAAUUUCUAUCUGUGCCAUGAAGGGCUGUGCAAAAUACUCUCAGCAUCUCAACUCACACUAGCCUUUGAAGGACUGAGUCCCCAAUCACAAUAGUUAACCAUGAAUAUUUCAGAUAGUAUCCAAAUUAAACCAAAUAGCUUGUUCUAAAUACAUCUGUUUGAUUUGUUAAACCUGAAAAAUCAAAUAGAAUUUUUGAAUGCAAUAAUGCAUAUAUAAAUAUAUAUAUAUAUUUUUAAGUUUUCUAGUUCAUAGCUAUAUUAAUUAAAAUAGCUCCAAAUCUCUACACGGUAGCUCCAAAACAUUGCAUCCACAUUUAGCCCAUGCUCUAUGGAUGUCAGUUUGAGAUGUUGAGUGGCUGGUGCUGAGACCAUGCCUGCCUUUGGCCAGCUUUUUAGUGCCAUGUUUAAAUGUUUUGAAUAAUGCAUCAGCUGUGUUGUGAUUACUUCAUCACCUGACGACACAGCAACUUACUGCUAGAAUUUAAAUUCGAGUCGCAUCUUCUGAGCAUGUUGUUGAGUGUGGAAUCAUAUGGACAGGUGUUAAGUGACAACAAAUGCAUAAUGGCAUUCAGUUUGAAUUUCUUUUAACACUAACUGUGUAAUCAAUCAAAACUACCUGAUUCUAGAAGCCUCUUAAACUCAAAAGUAGCUACCAUUCUUAAAAUGGGUGCUAUUCAAUUGCAGAUCAGCGUUUUAAAAGUCGAAUUUGAAACAAAUGGUAUAUUUGUAUAUCUUCCAAGCUCUCUUUCUCCCCCCACCCCACUUCCAAUUAUAAAAAUGUAAGUUUUAUCCAAAUAUGUAGACUACCUGUUUAAUUUUAAAUUGGACAAACCUAUUUCAAAGCCAUUUCAAGGAGUAGAAUUAUGAUAUAAAUUGUAAUAUUUGACUGUGCCUAACCAGCAAGGAUUAAUUAAGAAUGAUGUAGUUUCCCGUGGGAGGGAAUUACAACUUGGGUAACAUUUUUUUUAAAAAAAAGGGUGUGAACAAUGAUCCUAAAGCAACAUUUAUUUAUAUUUGAAGCAGAGGUCUUAUACCAGACAAGAGGAAAUUGCACUAGAAUUACUGUAUGGGCUUUAGAUUUCUUUCUCAAAGGGCUUUUAGAAUGUAUCAGUUCAACAUUUUGAAAGAGAAACUGUGUUGAUUAUCAGGAGAACCAGGCAUUCAUGAUGCGUCCAAUGCUAUGGGAGUAAUAGAUGAGGAGUAUUACAUUGUUUUAAAAAAAUUUUUUUUUAAGACAUUUUGUAAACAAACUAAUCAAUGUGACACCAGUAGGUAAAAGAAUCACUUCUCCCUGACACUUUCCUAAAGGGACACAAAUAUAACUGAAGCCUUGUUCUGAUUCCCAUUCAGAUGCUGAAGUGAUUUGUUUUUCACUGUUAAUGCUCUCAGCCUGUGACGUUUAUUCUGUGAAUAGUGUAAGUGCUUGUUUUAGCAAGUGCUUUUGUACGUGAGGUGUGUGGCGUACGUGUGUACGGCUUGGUGACUGUUGUAAAGUGAGGCUCUUCAAAUAUGCAAGCAGCAAUUUGUGUCUAGCACAACAGUGCUGGAAUAGUGCCCUACAGAUAGCAAGGUGACUACUCAUUGUACAAAUAAUGUAUUGAUACAAGGGCUAAAGAAUUUGUAUUACAGGAGUGUGAGUGUGUGUGUGUGUGUGUCUGUGUUUUAUAGUUUUCAAAGUUAUAGACUGGAAUAAUACAUGCUAAAGGUCAGUUUUGUUAAUAUAUUAGCACAGAUAACAAAAAGAACAUCACUAUUGCAUUUAAACCCUUUGGUUUGGAUCCCACAUGAAAUGUUAUUUCAGACAUGCUAAUGAGGAAUAUUUUAUUUCCUGCAACAACUUAAUCUGAUAAUGACAGACUUAAUCAGAAAGCAUAAAAGCAAAAAUCAAGCUAUCCUUUUGGAUUGAAUGAUUACCUGAUGAUUAAUUUUCACACAAUUAUCUGGUUAUUUGUGUGUGCUUCCCAACUUUGCAAGCAAAUCUUCUGCUCUUUGCUUACCAAUGAUACCUGGGCUAAUGGAACUAUGCUACCAGACAAGAGAUAAAAUAUCCUCAUCCCUCUUAGCUGCAUUUUAUGGUAGACAACCCAGGAUGUAUAACCUUUGCAGAGGAGUGCUCACUUUUUGGAUUUGGUUGGGCAGGUAUUCCGUUUUACUGUUGUACUGUUGGCAGAGUGCUGCGUUCAGCUUUAUAUUUAUUACAGCCCUUUGACCAGAUGCUGGAAAUCUUUCAGAAGCAUUAUCAACCAUUCUGAACACAUUAUUGGGUGAUUGCAUGUCACUGGGAAGUUAAACACGAGGAGCUAGUGUAAGAAUUGGAGUGUGGCACCUAGUGAAGUUCUGCUCCUUUGGUUAUUUGAAAUGAAAUCCUUUCUCUGGACAUGUUUGGGAAGUGAAGGUGCAUCAGAAGAAAAUGCUGCUGUAGAUUUUGCUUUUACAUGGGGCUAGUCUAGCUGCAAUAUUAUAGUUUUUGACAAAUAUUCUUUGCAGCUGCCCUUUGUACUUGCAGACAAUUUUUCUCUGAAUCUUUCAAAACUUCAUGCUCAGUGCUGGCUCCUGGAUUGAUUUUAAAGCUGCUUUAAAUGUACUGCCCCUCCAUACAAACUGUCUCAAUCUUUUGGAGCCUACCAUAUCUCAAAUUUUCAAAAGUGUAAAUGUGUUUUAAAAAAGACAAAAUAAAAAAAAUUGCACAAUGUCGGUAUGAAGGAAUGGGUUAUUAGCAAGAGUACUUAACCGAUCUAAAUUUGUUAAAGGAUUUGUGUGAGGGGAAAAGAUUUAUUUUUUACUUCCCAGGAGCACUGUAAUCACACUGAAGAUUGAAUGUUGUGAGGAGAUUACAUACAACCACAUGUAGUGAUGAGAGAUUUAUGCAGUAUCAGGUAAAUUAGGUUAUAGCUAUUUUGAUGACUAAUGCUGCCUGUAUCAAAUUCUGGCCCAAAGGGUGUAAUGAAUCACUCUGUUGUCGUACUUUGUAUAAAGAGUCCAUUUAAUAAGUAUUUAUUACCUAAAUUAUUGUACUUUAUGAUCUGUAGAUAAGUAUGUAUUCAUAACUGCCAUGAAAAUUAACUGUAUCAGUUUCCAUUGGAUGCAUCAUUAAUUUAUUUCUGUAUAUACUGUAUGUUUGUUGAGAUACAGCUUACUUUAUUUUGUAUAUGACCAAUAAACACCUUUUAAAGUGA